AUGGCCUUUGGUACCAAUCCAUUCGAGCUUCAUGCGUCAAAUUUUCUGAAACAAAUUCGACAAAAACGACAAACAAAAUUCAACUAUGGUGAGAUAUAUGGUUUACCAUUAUCUUAUGGUGUUACUUUACCGCAAUCGUGCUGUACUAGUGAUGUACCAACAACAUUCAAUUCAUUGGAUUCGUACUGUAUAUCGAAUGCUAAUAAUAUGCCAAACAGUUUUCAUACAGUUGGCUGCUUAAAAAUACUUAGCAAAGUUGCUGGCGAUCAAACACUCGGUAUUGCUAUUAUUAACAGUUGUCUUCUUGCUUUUGCAUUAGCUGCUAUUUCAAUACUCUAUGGAUUUGAUACGCUUAUUGGUGGUCCACGUCAUCGUUCAAAUGAUAGUCGGCAAACUAUUGAACGUUUAUUAUCAAAUAAUGCUAUGGAACAAACAAUUCAUCCAGAAUUUCUUCGUCUUGUUCCACCAUUACAUGAAUGUACAAUAGAUGAAUUAGUUUGGUUAUCACCUAUUGAUUGUGAUCCAUCUUUAUUUACAUGGGAUUCAACAAUGUGUAUUGCAAAUACAAUUAAUCAUGAAAUUCGUCAAUUAAUGGAUAAAGCAUAUCAAGGUGCAUUAAAUUUACAACAACAACAAAAAUUAUUAGAUGAACUUGAUAAUGAUCCAAAUCUUGUUUAUCAUAUUGGUCUUGUACCAUCAAAAUUACCCAUAUUAGUUGAAAAUAGUCCACUAAUAAGUAUACAAUGUUUGUUAAAAUUAAUAUCAUCAAAUCAAAUGACAGAAUAUUUAUCAUCAUUACUUAAUAUGGAUAUGAGUUUACAUUCAAUGGAAGUUGUUAAUCGUUUAUCAACAUCAAUGGAAUUACCACAAGAAUUUCUUCAUUUAUAUAUAUCAACAUGUAUAAAAACAUGUGAAGAAACAAAAGAUAAAUAUUUACAAAAUCGUUUCGUACGUCUUGUUAGUGUUUUUAUUCAAUCGUUAAUACGUAAUAAAGUUAUUGAUAUAAAAGAUCUUUUUUUGGAUAUUCAAGGUUUUUGUAUUAACUUUCGUCACAUUAGAGAAGCAGGUGCACUAUUUCAACUUGUUAAAUCAUUUGACCUACGAAAUAAUGAUACUAAUGAAACAAUAACACCACCACCAACAACAACAACGAUGAUGAUCUCAACACCAUUGACAGCAAAUGAUGAAUGA
Rotaria sp. Silwood1 is the source of this 1191-nucleotide messenger RNA. Lineage: Eukaryota; Metazoa; Rotifera; Eurotatoria; Philodinida; Philodinidae. The record is from the annotation of a GenBank genome assembly.